This is a messenger RNA of Ornithodoros turicata, 1699 nucleotides long. Its product is annotated as probable chitinase 10. The transcript is spliced from 13 exons. Gene Ontology annotation, molecular function: chitin binding; chitinase activity. Lineage: Eukaryota; Metazoa; Arthropoda; Arachnida; Ixodida; Argasidae. Bases 111 to 1559 code for a protein of 482 amino acids. The record is from RefSeq and is a predicted model, not a curated record. Gene Ontology annotation, cellular component: extracellular region. Gene Ontology annotation, biological process: chitin catabolic process; carbohydrate metabolic process.
UGCAGUUCGCCGUGGCUAGCCUAGGCUCGCAAAACGUAACGUCCCCCACGGCACCAUUAUUAUUAUUAUUAACGUUAUUCCAUGCGAAGGAGUGUUCUGUCCCUUGAACCAUGACUUCGUUUACCAAGGCGCACCACAGGGUGUCAACGAGGGAUAUGAAAAGGAGACAGCUGCGUGACACACGCGAUGAGGCAGCUACAUUGCCCUUCACAGCAGUUGUAAGUCCCGCCUCAUCUGCUGUAGAGCGCCACUCGAAAGCUAACUGCUGCAAGAGCGUUUCCUGCAUAAUCUCCCUUUGCGUGGGUACUGUCCUGACAGGCCUUCUCCUUACUGUGUACUACUACUUGUCCUCAGCAGCACGUGAAGAAUCUCGACUGGUUAAAGGAAAUCCCGAGCCAUUACACGCCACAAGCAGUAGCACCGAACACGCCAGCAAGAGAGGUAGCAAAUCACGAGCUAUCCUGGCUUGCUACUACGAUCCUGGAUCAGCUGGACGAAUCAGUUGGACGUAUGAUCUCAACUCUGACUUCAAGCAUAAUGACUGCACCCACAUUAUGUACCAAGGCAUCGUCUUUGAAGAAGACCGCGUGAUUGCUGAAGACGAAGCAUUCGCACGAACGGGCAUUCCCCGGUUCGUGGCUCUCAAGCGACCGGGACUAACUGUGAUGGCGUCUUUGCGCUUAGCAAACCUCUCCAGUAUCUCCAACCGCACCUUUGUUCCCGCUGUGACUUCUUGGGUCCUCGAGAACGGUUUUGAAGGGCUGGACGUCGAUAUCGCGUGGGAUGAGGACGCAUCUCGAUAUAAUUAUUUGGUAGACGUGCUGGACAAACCUGUGCGCGACCGUCAACUUAUACUGAGUGUCAAUGUCUACUCCACUAGCACAUUUAAUGAAGUCAACAUUACCGCCCUCUACGUAAAUUCCGACUUCCUGGUUCUCAACACAUACAAUCUCACGUUCAACCAAAUGAUAACGGCUGCUCCUGCGCCACUAUAUGGGAAAAUUUCUUGGAACUCCACAAUAGAAGCUGUUUACAAGCAAACUAAGAGCUUGGCCAGACUUAUUCCCACAAUAUCUUUCAUGUCCCGACAAUUUGAGCUCGACGACGAGUUCACCCCUGCUUCGCGGCAGCCCCAUGAUGGUAUGCGAGCCAGUUACUUCGGGCCUCCAGGUAUCUACACUAACACUAAGGGACUACUCGCUUACUACGAGGUGUGCAGCAUCACCACGGAUCCAGGUUGGGUACGCGCAUGGCAAAACAUCAGCUUCUGUUUCAUGUUUGCAAAGGACAACCAAGUCGUGAUUAUCGAGGAUGAGACCAGCAUAUCCUGUAAGGUUGCAUAUCUGAUGCAGCAUUAUCUAGCAGGUGUGGCAAUAAAGCACGCAGACUUGGACGCCUUCAAGGAGAAGUGCAACAAGGUCAACCCACUGUUCCAGACAGUCUUGCAGAACGUUCGCCAGUACAAAGUGCCCACCUCGGCUUCCAUCACAUGGCGCUCGCCAGACCUUACCACAAAAUUUGAGUUAAAACCAGAUGGAACGGUGGAAUGUUACACCUAAACUACAUAUGCUCUCCAUAAAGGCAAAGAUCUAGUAAACUAACUUUAUUGUGGCAUGUGGCCUCACGCAGCAUGCGGUGGUUAUGUGUUUAAAAUAUGCGUGAUAGGCGUGAUAUGUUCGGUGUCGGAACAGAAAAAUAA